Oncorhynchus mykiss (rainbow trout) is the source of this 2583-nucleotide messenger RNA. It is a transcript of the gene eme1, whose product is annotated as essential meiotic structure-specific endonuclease 1. Gene Ontology annotation, biological process: replication fork processing; mitotic intra-S DNA damage checkpoint signaling; resolution of meiotic recombination intermediates. Lineage: Eukaryota; Metazoa; Chordata; Actinopteri; Salmoniformes; Salmonidae. The record is from RefSeq and is a predicted model, not a curated record. Gene Ontology annotation, molecular function: DNA binding; crossover junction DNA endonuclease activity. Gene Ontology annotation, cellular component: nucleus; Holliday junction resolvase complex.
AUAGGCGGGGUUUAACCAUAAUUGUGGCUGUGGUAACUAGUUCGUCCACUAAACCCGCGGAAUCCAAAAUUAUGAAAAUCCAGUUACAAAAAGGCUCGAAAGUUAAAGAAAUUAUUUUUUGUCCUGAAAAUAAAAUAUUGAACCCCUUCUACAAGAACUCCGUCUCGACUGUCUGAGGCUGGACCCACCAUGGGCAGCUACAGUGACUCCACCAGUGACCUGGACGAGGAUCUCCCUGUGUAUGACUUCCUCCAGCCCAGAUGUAGCCUGAGCCAAGCCUCCCAGAUCCACACAGACCAACCAGACCUGGUGGUCCUGGACAGCUCUCAUACAGACCUCCCCAUAGGGUUGGCUGAUGUUAUGAUGAUCAGUAGUGAUGAUGAGGAAGAGGAUGUUCCCUAUAUCCCCCUGGCGCUGAGACUCAAACAGAGACAGGAGGGUUUGGAGCCUGCAUCCUCCACACUCAGUAAUGGACAGGACAACCAUCACUCCUCACCUGACCUUCCUGGUGGUUUAGGCCUGUUGGCACCGAAUGGUCACUCAGAGUCCGAACCUCUAUUCACCUCAUAUGAGACCCUAAACAGUCAUCGUAGGAAGGAGAAAAGUGGAGGACCAGACUGGGAUGACCCAGAGGAGGCAGCUCUCCCUCAGCUGUGGCCCCCGCCAAAGCCAUCCUCCUGGGCUAGGAGCACCAUCUCCCCUGCCAAGAGGAAGCCCUCCAAGAUGACUGGUGAGGAGAUCCAGGGGUCCAGGGAGGUGCUGAGGAGGGAGGCCAGGGAGAGGCAACAGGGGGACAAGGAGGCGCGGAUGCUGCAGCAGGAGAGGCAGAAGGCAGAGAAGGCGGCCCUGGCAGAGGCUGUGAAAGCACUGCGACCAGAGGAGUGCAUCAAACACAUGGUGGUGUCUGUGGAUCCAGCUCUGUUGCAGUUGGAAGGUGGGGGCCCUUUGCUGACGUCACUCCAGGCCAUGGGCUGCAGCUGUGCCAUAGAGAAACAGCCCCUCCCUCGCAGCGUCAACUGGGUCAGGAGAACACCUAGCACUCAGACAGGUGAGGUGUUGUGUAUCCCGGAGGCCCACACAGUGAUGCAAGUACCUGUUGAUGACUUCAUCAACCUGAUCCACAGCUACACUCAGGAACAGAGGAGUGGAGGUGCAGACUGUAGCGCCUCUUUGACCUCCUGGAUCCUGGGUCUGCAGGCUCGCAACCCUGGCAGGACCCCCAGUCUGGUGGUCAUAGACCUGGAGAAAUACUUCAGAUCCCAGAAAUCCCAGAAUCAGAAGAAGUUCCGGGAUGCGGUCCUGGGGGAUGAGCAAGCAGCAGUAAAGGGGGCAGUGAAAAAGAAGAGGAAGAAAGAUGAAGGUGAUGCACUGCCCAAGGUGUCUCGAGUUGAGGUAGAGGAGGCUGUGGUACACCUGCAGCUACACACAGGGGUUCAGGUGCAUUUCCUGUCCACCUGGAAGGAUUUCUCUGACCACAUUGCCAUGGCAACCAAAGCAGUAGCUGAGGCCCCAUUCAAACGAGAGAGGGAGAAGACAGGCUUCUCGUUCUACCUGGAGAGUGAGUGGGCUGGAGGCCAGAAAGUGGACAAGGCUGGGAAAGGACUGCUGCAGGUCUGGAAGAGACAGAUCCAGCAGCUGAACAGAGUCAGCCAAGAUAUGGCCUCUGCCAUCCUCGCUGCCUACCCCUCUCCACAGCUUCUCAACCAGGCGUACAGUCGGUGCAAGUCAGAACGUGAGAAACUGUCACUGCUAUCGGACCUCCUGAUUCGCAGAGGGGAGGGCGUGACUUCCACAACUCGCCGGGUUGGUCCUGAGCUCUCCAAGCGUCUCUGCCUGGUGAUGACAUCAUCAGACCCCCAGUAGACCCUGGACUCCAUGCUUUGACCCUUUUAUGAUGUCAUGCAUCUGACCAGUGACCUCAGUAGUGGAAGAGUGGAGUUGGACUGAUGUUUUAAAUCUGUGUUCUUCAUCACUAGUCUUCAGCCCUGCCUCUGGGGACCUAUAUGAUGUGCAGGCUUUUGCUCCAGCUCAGCACUAACGCACUUCAUUCAACUAAUCAAGGACUUUGUGAUUGGCUAAUCCAUUGUGUCAGACAUGUUAGUUCGGGGCUGGAACACAUAUGUGGGUCCUCAGGAACGUUAACUAUGGAGCACAGUGACAUUUGGAUUUGGAUAGUGUCCCGUUUUAUGACAUCCACCUUGGUUUGUAAUAUACUUUUUAUUUUAUUAAAGCGUCUAAUACAAUCAUGGGAUUUUGACCAAAAUAGAUAGUCAAUAAUAGACACCACCUAUAUUACAUAGCACACAAGUGGGUUAGAGAAACCUGUACUUUAAAAAGACUAGUGAGUUUUCUCUGUUGCUAUUUUAUUUGCUGUUUCUAAACAUUUCCCUAUCUUUGGAUUAGGUAUAUUCACAAGUUUAGACAAGAGCACCACAAUAACUCAAAAUCAAACCAGAGUUUCUAAAAAAAAAAAGGUGUUUUGUGGUUUAUUUCCAAAUGACAACAAUGUUACAAUGAACAGGGGAAAAGAUCAAAUGUUCCUCGUCUUGUACUUGCAAAAAUAUUAAUUAACAGUACAUGGUU